Molecule: messenger RNA, 1325 nt
Organism: Balaenoptera musculus (blue whale)
Lineage: Eukaryota; Metazoa; Chordata; Mammalia; Artiodactyla; Balaenopteridae
Gene: CRYBB3
Product: crystallin beta B3
Exons: 8
Coding region: 545-1180 (211 amino acids)
Biological process (GO): lens development in camera-type eye; visual perception
Molecular function (GO): structural constituent of eye lens
Source: RefSeq, a predicted model, not a curated record
CGUGACCCCUGGCUCCCGCUAUGAUCAGUACAAUGAAGUCUGCAGCAACUGAUGCUUAAAGCCUUUGCAGAUAGCCAGGCAAAUGGGUUAUUUAUUUCUCCUCUUUCUAAACCAGGCUAAGAGCUGGGCCCUGGAGGAGGCCAACCUCUUCUCCUCCUCUCUGCUGUGUGACCCUGGGAAGAUGGUGGAGCUGAGAAGCCGAAGGAAGGAAGUUGAGGACACUGAGAUCUUUACAUCCCGAUGCCCCCUGCCUGGUGCUGCCGGGCUUCCCACAAAGCUGAUGCAGUCCGUCUGCCCCCAGGAAGUCAUCAGAGGCCACGGCUGAGGGCCUCCCUGGGCCUGCUAUUGGGGUGAAGUGGCCCGCACAGAAUCAGGUGGACAGCGCGCUGCCUCAGCAAGCCAGGAUGUGCUGGGCUGUCAGAAAACGCCCAUAAAUAGGACGGUCCCUGCAGAAGCAGACUGAGUCUGCAGACGGCAUCGGCCCUUCUGCUCUUCUCAAGGCGACUGCAACAGGUUCAUUCUGGCCACAGGUGUUCCUGGGGCGAUGGCGGAGCAGCACAGCGCGCCGGAACAGGCUGCCGCCGGCAAGAGCCACGGAGGCCUCGGGGGCGUCUACAAGGUGAUCGUGUACGAAAUGGAGAACUUCCAGGGCAAGCGGUGCGAGCUCUCGGCCGAGUGCCCCAACCUGACAGAAAGCCUGCUGGAGAAGGUGGGCUCCAUCCAAGUGGAGUCGGGGCCGUGGCUGGCAUUUGAGCGCAGGGCCUUCCGCGGGGAGCAGUAUGUGCUGGAGAAGGGGGAUUAUCCUCGCUGGGACGCAUGGUCCAACAGCCACCGCAGUGACAGCCUCCUGUCCCUCCGGCCUCUGCAAAUCGAUGGUCCGGAUCACAAGCUGCAUCUCUUUGAGAACCCGGCUUUCGGCGGCCGCAAGAUGGAGAUAGUGGACGAUGACGUGCCCAGCCUCUGGGCUCACGGCUUCCAGGACCGUGUGGCGAGCGUCCGGGCCAUCAACGGGACGUGGGUUGGUUACGAGUUCCCCGGCUACCGCGGCCGCCAGUACGUGUUUGAGCAGGGUGAGUACCGCCACUGGAACGAGUGGGACGCCAACCAGCCACAGCUGCAGUCUGUGCGCCGCAUCCGCGACCAGAAGUGGCACAAGCGGGGCUGCUUCCUCAGCAGCUGAAGGGCGCCCAGGACCCAGUGGCCCAGGCCCGCCCUGGGGGGCAGCAAGGGCAAGAAGAGGCGGCUCCAGGGCCGGGGUGAGGGCCUGUCUGGCCACCCUCCCCCAGAAUCUGCUCAAUAAAGCCUGGGGCCGGUCCCCCACCUGC